AUGGCCUCCCAACUAGGUCCACCAUCGCCGUCGCUGGAGCCGGCGGCUACAACCGCCGACAUCACUGCUAUCGGCGAAGACCUCCUCCGCGAGGUCUUCCUCCGCCUCCCCUCCCCCCCGAGCCUCGUCCGCGCCACCCUCGCGUGCCGCACCUUCCUCCGCACCGUCCGAUCGUGCCCCAUCUUCCGCCACCGCUUCCUGGCGCUCCACCCGCCCCAAAUCCUUGGAUUCUUCGAAGGAUGGAAAACAGGCAUCCCUUUGUUCAUCCCCUUCCGCGACCCCUCCGACCCUGACCUCGCCGCCGCCGUCUGCGGUGCGGAUUUCCUCCUCACCCGCCUCCUGGAAGACAGCGGCGACCCAGGGUGGGACAUCAAGGAUUGCCGCUGCGGCCACCUCCUCCUCCACAACAGGCGCACUAAGCAGAUCGCUGCCUACAACCCCCUCACGCAGGCGCUGGAUAUCUUCCCCCACCCGCCACGAGAGACCUGCGGUCCUCGCUACCUUCUUUACCGCAUCAUCUUCCCUAAAGAGGACCAGAGGUCGUUCCAUGUGGUUUGUUUCCGUCGCCGCAAGUCGUGCCGGGGUUCGCGACUUCGGAUCUCUGUCUUCUCGUCAGUCAGCAGGGAGUGGCAGUGUUUCUCGUGGGUAUGUGUACAAAACUUGACGCCGCAGCCUCGGAAGGAUGGAGGCGACGUGUGGUCUUACAUUGCUACACUGGUGAGUGGAUCUGACCGAUUGGCCUAUUGGAAAGACAAAGAUCAAGCAUACAUGGUCGUGCUCAACACCCCCACGCCGCAUUUAUCUCCAAUGGGUUUGCCGCCACCCUCGGAAGAUUAUGAGCUUGGUCAGACCAAGGAUGGGAAGCUCUGUUUGGUUUGCAUAGAUGACGUCUAUGCAAACAAAGGAACACUUGCUGUUUGGUUUCGUAGAGUUGAUGGUGAUGGUUCAGACGAAUGGAUGCCGCACAAGGUUUUCCCACUGAGUGCUUUUAUUGAUGUCACCAUGUGUUCAGAAGAGUAUGAUGUUAUGGUGCAAGUUGUGAUGGUCUUGGAUGGAUUUGUGUUCCUGUCUGUUAGUUAUGCGAGGUAUACCGAGUGCCUAAUAUCCUUCUGCCUGGAAACAGAGAAUGUAAACAAGCUCUUCACUCAUACAUUGGACUGCAAUAUUCAUCCCUACUUCAUGGUGUGGCCUCCUUCUUUGGUACGCAACGAGGAGGAUUCAGAUAGCAAACUUACUAGCGACAAUGUGACAGAUGAUGGUCCCGUGGGCAUAGAAGCAACCCCCUCUGUUUUCGGAUUGUGUGAAGAGAAGACACCAUCUACUAGUUUCAUACACUUGUAGCUAGGAUAGCAAGGGAACGAUGGAGACAUAAGCUAUUGCUAAUGAGUGUAACCAUUAGUAUGACUAUUUGGCAAGAGACCAAACCAUGAGCUUUAUCUUCUUGGAGGUUGCUAUUUUACUAUGCAGCAUCACUGAGUUGAGACCCAAUUUGCAUCUCAGCUUGAGUACUUGACCUUAGUGG
Triticum dicoccoides is the source of this 1522-nucleotide messenger RNA. RefSeq lists its product as uncharacterized. Lineage: Eukaryota; Viridiplantae; Streptophyta; Magnoliopsida; Poales; Poaceae. The transcript has 2 exons. Gene Ontology annotation, molecular function: protein binding. The record is from RefSeq and is a predicted model, not a curated record. The coding region runs from base 1 to 1341 and encodes 446 amino acids.